Cetraspora pellucida is the source of this 2364-nucleotide messenger RNA. The record is from the annotation of a GenBank genome assembly. Lineage: Eukaryota; Fungi; Glomeromycota; Glomeromycetes; Diversisporales; Gigasporaceae.
AUGUCGAAUCGACUUUUUCUUUGUUUAUCAUUUGUUGUUAUAUUUUUAUUGACAUUAGUAUUAUCUCAAACUCCAACUCUAACAUUAUUACCACUUCCGAGUCCUACUAAUAGCUUAAAUCAAACUUUAAUUAAUGUAAACACAUCCGAUAUAACUUCUUUACUAGAUCCUAGACUUUAUUCUGAGUUGAUCAGGAAUAAAACGUAUCCAGGCACUAAUUGCACAUAUAUUUCAACUCCUCGGCCGGAAGAUAAUAUUAAUAUCAAUGGUCAAUUAAUUCAUUGGGAAUGUCCGGCUGGUACUUCUAAUAGCUCCACGACAAUGAUCAAAUGUAGCCCCGGAUUUUUUUGCCCGGAAAAUUCUGCACAACCAGUAUAUUGUUGCGAAGGUUAUAACUGUUCUCAAGAUGCCAGAAACAUAACACUAUGCCCAAAGGGAAAUUUUUGUAGCCUUGGUACCGUAUAUCCGGUAUCUUGUGAUCAGCUAGCAUUAUGCCCUGCAGGCUCAAGCAAAGGAAAUAAAUUCAUGUUGAAGAAUGCAAAAUAUCAUAGAUUAUUAACAGAACAAAAAUUACGAUUAGAAAGAACUUUAGACCCAGUUAAAAAAACUUUUGAUAUUGAAUUUGAAAAUCUUGGAUUAAUUCUACCAUCUGGUAUUGAAAUUAUGAAGGGAGUUUCUGGAAAACUUGCACAUGGAAGAACAUGCGCGAUUAUGGGACCAUCUGGUGCGGGUAAAACUACUUUUGUGUCACUUUUGACUGGCAAGGCAAAGCGGACAAGUGGCACAGUAAAAGUAAAUGGUGUAACUGAACCACUGGAAAAAUAUCGAAAACUUAUUGGUUUCGUGCCUCAAGAGGAUGUGAUGCUUCGCGAAUUAACUGUACGUGACAUAUUAGUGCACUCCGCAUUAAUGAGGUUACCAAAUGAUAUGGAUAGAGUAGCAAAGAAAGAAAAAGUCAUUGAAGUGAUUCAAUUUUUAGAAUUGAGUCAUGUGAUGGAGUCGAUAAUCGGAAACGAAGAACAACGUGGAAUUUCUGGUGGGCAACGUAAACGUGUGAAUAUUGGAAUGGAAUUAGUUGCUGAGCCGUCCGUGCUUUUUUUGGAUGAACCAACUUCAGGAUUAGAUUCAGCUACAGCACUUGAAGUAUGUAGUUUGUUGAAAAAGAUUGCACAUGGUCAAGGAUUAACAGUAGCCGCGGUUAUUCAUUCACCAUCUCCACAAGCCUUUAAAACAUUUGAUGACUUUUUAUUAUUGGGCAAAGGGGGAAGAAUUGUAUAUUUUGGACCGACAAAUGAAGCAUUGGAAUACUUUAAGAGUCUUGGUUUUCAUUGCCCAGAAGAAGAAAGCCCAGCAGAUUUUAUGAUGGAAGUAGCAGCAGGAAAAGUCAAGCCUUUAGAUCGACAAGACAUUACAGUCCCUGAUUUAUUUGAAGCAUGGGAGAAAUAUCGUGAAACAGGAAAGCCAACACUUAGACCACAUACUACACAUGAUACAGAAAUUGGUAUUCCUGAUGAAGAAAGCAAGUCACCUACUCGUCGCAACUAUUUCAAAUUACUUUAUAUCGAAAUCUGUUUACCAUUUAUUCACGUAAUUCAAGAUAUUUUCGAAUAUAUAAAAGAUGUAACCUUGGAAUUCAUUUUAUUCCUUAGACGUGCAUUGUUCUUCUACCGACGUGAUCCAAUUCGAGAAACACCCAAUAUAUUUGUUGCAUUUAUAUUGUUAUUUAAAAGAGCUUGUAUACAACUUUAUAGAAAUAGAAUCCAAUUUUUAUUGGAUCAACUAUUACAUCUCGGAUGUGGACUUUUUAUUUCUUUGGCGGUUAGUAAUAUGGGUUACAUUGGGAAAGCACCUAGAGAGUUAUGUGAGAUUACACCAUUUGUUCUUCUACCUAUUUGUUUGCAAGCUAAGGAUUCAAUUCAGAACGUUGGGGUGUUUAUGGCACUCGGAGUGACAUUUGCAGGGAUUAGUGCUGGAGGUUCAACAUUUGGAUAUGAAAAAGUAGUUUAUUGGCGAGACACAUCAGCAGGAAUGCAUACAGUUCCAUAUUUUCUAGCCAAAAUAGUAGCAGAUAUUCCUCGGUAUUUCAUAUCAGGGCUGGUCUCAAAGGAGAAACUAAGUCUGGUUGGAACAGGGUUUGCACUCGCUUGGGGUAUGGUAUUGAGUGGAGCGACACCUAAGUUGGAAGAUGUUGAGUCAGGUGGUACCUUUACCUACAUAGAAUGGUUAUGGGAUAUUUCAGCACAAAGGUGGGCAGUUGAGGCAUUAUAUCUUAAAGAAUUAGAGCCUAGGCUGCUACCCACUAAGGCUACUAAGUCCACUAAGGCAACUAAGGCCACCAAGGCCAAUAAGGCAAUGCGUAGUUAG